Molecule: messenger RNA, 1951 nt
Organism: Phacochoerus africanus (Common warthog)
Lineage: Eukaryota; Metazoa; Chordata; Mammalia; Artiodactyla; Suidae
Gene: MPP1
Product: MAGUK p55 scaffold protein 1
Exons: 12
Coding region: 148-1548 (466 amino acids)
Cellular component (GO): plasma membrane; cell-cell junction
Molecular function (GO): signaling receptor binding
Source: RefSeq, a predicted model, not a curated record
GUGGUGACGGGCCCAGCCGCGCCGCGUUCCCUCGGUCUCCGCCGCCUCCACCGCCUCCGCGCCGCAGGCCCGGGGCGCUCGCACUCCAGGCUCUGCCCGGCCCCGAGUCUCUGCGUCCCCGCGUCCCCGCGCCCCGGCUCCCGCAGGAUGACGCUCAAGGCGAGCGAGAGCGAGGGCGGGGGCAGCAUGCGCACGGCGCUCUCCGACCUCUACCUGGAGCACUUGCUGCAGAAGCGCAGCCGGCCCGAGGCCCUGUCGCAGCAGGCCAGCGCCGUGGCCGAGGACAUGUACACCAACGGCUCCGCCGCCCCGGGCAGCCCUGCGCCGGCCAAGGGGCAGGAAGUGCGGAAGGUGCGGCUCAUCCAGUUUGAGAAGGUCACCGAGGAGCCCAUGGGCAUCACGCUGAAGCUGAAUGAGAAGCAGUCCUGCACGGUGGCCAGGAUUCUCCACGGCGGCAUGGUUCACAGACAAGGUUCCCUCCACGUCGGGGAUGAGAUCCUAGAAAUCAAUGGCACCAAUGUGACGGAUCACUCGGUGGAUCAGCUGCAGAAGGCGAUGAAAGAAACCAAAGGAACCAUCUCCUUAAAAGUGAUUCCCAACCAGCAAAAUCGGCUGCCUGCGCUGCAGAUGUUCAUGCGGGCCCAGUUCGACUACGACCCCAGAAAGGACAACCUGAUCCCUUGCAAGGAGGCCGGCCUGAAGUUUGCUACCGGGGACGUCAUCCAGAUCAUCAACAAGGACGACAGCAACUGGUGGCAGGGCCGAGUGGAAGGCUCCGCCAGGGAGUCCGCGGGCUUGAUCCCUUCUCCGGAGCUGCAGGAGUGGCGAGUGGCGAGCACGGCGCAGUCGGCCCCGAGCGAGGCUCCGAGCUGCAGUCCCUUCGGGAAGAAGAAGAAGUACAAGGACAAGUACCUGGCCAAGCACAGCGCGAUUUUUGACCAGUUGGAUGUCGUCUCCUACGAGGAGGUGGUUCGGCUGCCCGCGUUCAAGAGGAAGACGCUGGUGCUGAUUGGAGCCAGCGGGGUGGGCCGGAGCCACGUCAAGAGUGCCCUGCUCAGCCGGAACCCGGAGAAGUUCGCCUACCCCGCGCCCUACACCACGCGGCCGCCCAGGAAGAGCGAGGAGGACGGCGGGGCUUAUCACUUCAUCUCCACGGAGGAGAUGACGCGCAGCAUCUCUGCCAACGAGUUCUUGGAGUUCGGCAGCUACCAGGGCAACAUGUUUGGCACCAAGUUUGAAACCGUGCAUCAGAUUCAUCAGCAGGACAAGAUCGCCAUCCUUGACAUUGAGCCACAGACCCUGAAGAUCGUUCGGACAGCAGAACUUUCGCCUUUCAUUGUGUUCAUCGCACCUACUGACCAGGGUGCUCAGACGGAGGCCCUGCAGCAGCUGCAGAAGGACUCGGAGGCCAUCCGCAGCCAGUACGCUCACUACUUCGACCUGUCGCUGGUCAACAAUGGUGUCGACGAAACGCUGAAGCAGCUGCAGGAAGCCUUCGACCAGGCGUGCACUUCUCCGCAGUGGGUGCCCGUGUCCUGGGUUUACUAACUCGCGCUGCCCUUUGCUUUAAGGCCGCCGGGUCGCCCCGGCUCGUUUUCUGUCAGCUUCCAGCUCUCUACAGCUGUCCUCAUGAGGCAAGUGGGUUUGUCUGGCUCCAGCUGCUGAUCAGGAUUUCCAAAGGCUCUCUGGAAAUCAGGGGCCGGAGGCCCUGCGCCAAGGCAGCUGCUCACCGGAGAUGGCACGCGAGGGGAGCAGAGCGAAGGAGCCCGUCCCUCUAAAGCCUGCACUCCCUCCGCUGCUGUCCCGCUGGGCUUCUCCUUUGUCUCUGCUUUCAAAAAAGCGUUGCCUGCAACUUUCUAAAUGCCACCCUGAACCAGCUGUGCAAUAGGACGCCGUGUGCACUAGGCAAACCCUCAAAAGCAAUAAACGUGUCGCUGUGUUUAAACGCCAA